GCAUAAAAUCGGCUAUUUUCGCCUUUUUUGCCCAUGCGUUAACGGGGUCAAAACCGUGUGUUAACAAGGGCACGCGCACUUGUUAUAGCCCGGUUUUACCUAUGCGCAAAAAAUUAUACAGGGCCCUGUAAACAAAAACAAAAAUGGACGCCGAUUUGACCUACUUGCCAAAAGUUGGCGAUACAUGUAAUUUCGCAGCGCGGUCUGAGGCAGAGAAAUUUUGUAUCAUCGACAAAAUUAAUGAAUGGCCUUGUCCCCAAUAUGUUAUCAAAUCAAAACAUACUGGAGAGGUUUUGAGGGCAUUUCGUCAUCAACUGUUCCGCCCACAGACGCCGGAGCGACUGAUCCAACCAGUCACAUCGACCCCUACUGCAACUGAGCUGUUUUUAGAGGAAAUAGAACCAAAUGUGCUGCAAGAAAUCUUAAAUGAUGCUUUUGAUAAUUGGUCUGAUGACAAUGUAAAUAGUAAAGAUGACAAUGUAAAUAGUAAAAAAGACAACUCCUCUGAUUUGGAUGAUGAAGAGCUUGACAGGCUAGAUAUAGAGGCAAAGUGUGCUAACACAGAGCAAUCUGAAAGAUGGGCAUUCAAGAAAUUGACAGAUUACAUCAGGAAGAGAAACAUGAUUUUAGAUUUUCACAAUAUUACACCUGAAGAUCUUGGUAAAACACUAAGAAAAUUUUACGCUGAAAUUAAAACAAAGGACGGUAAAAAGUUUGCUCCAGGCAGCCUACGUGGAAUAAGAGCAGGAAUCCACCGAGCUCUGACUUCCCCACCAUUCAACAGAAACUUCAAUAUUUUAGUUGAUAAAGAAUUUAUUUUAGCAAAUAAAAUGAUAGAUAAUAUGUGCAAAACUUAUAUAAAUGCCAGAAAUGAAAAGCCCGCCCACUAUCCGGCUAUUGCAGAAGGUGACCUUUUUAAACUUUCAAGCUAUCUUGCUAAAUACCAAGAAUCCCCUGAAAUUUUGUUCCACUGUUUUUGGUUUUUAUUAUGCUACUUGUUUGCCAGACGUGGGAGGGAAGGGUUUAGGGAUAUGACCAGGAAUACCUUCCAAGUUAAAACCGAUGACCUUGGUUAUGAGUAUCUAGUUAUGGCAACUACCGAGAAAACCAAAAAUUGGCAAGGGGGCAGUAGUUCCAAAGCAUGGGACUAUAGUGAUGUAAGGGCAUAUGGGUUAGAGGUCAAUAAUUGUCAUCUCAGUAUUGUUAAGGUGUACAACUUUUAUAUUUCCAAAUUAAAUCCUAGAAAUGAGGCCUUAUUUCAACGGCCAAUACUAAGUCCUAAAUUUAUAGAAAGUCCAUACUGGUUCACUGAACAAGUUAUAGGUAAAAACAAACUUGCUGAAGUAAUGAAGUCAAUUUCAACAAGUGCUGGUCUUUCACAAAUUUAUACAAACCAUUCUGUUCGUGCAACAGCCAUAACAGUUCUGUACCAGAGUGGUGUAGAUACCAAGCAAAUAUGCAAAUUAACAAAGCACAAAAAUGAAGAAAGUCUAAAGCAUUAUAUUGAUGGUCAAACCUCUGACCAAAAAAGGCAGUGUGCUAAUGUUUUGUCCGGGGCA
Messenger RNA from Ruditapes philippinarum (Manila clam), 1559 nucleotides. RefSeq lists its product as uncharacterized. Gene Ontology annotation, molecular function: DNA binding. The record is from RefSeq and is a predicted model, not a curated record. NCBI's taxonomy places the organism in Eukaryota, Metazoa, Mollusca, Bivalvia, Venerida, Veneridae. Gene Ontology annotation, biological process: DNA recombination; DNA integration.